UGACUACUCCCUCUUCAUCAAAUCUCAAGGUACUUCACUCACAAUUGUUCUUAUUUAUGUUGAUGACAUACUUCUCACGGGCAACGAUCUUCAAGAAAUGAAACGCCUUAAAGAGUUUCUUCUCAAGCGUUUCCGUAUCAAAGAUCUUGGAGAUUUGAAAUAUUUUUUGGGCAUUGAGUUUUCUCGUUCCAAAGAAGGUAUCUUCAUGUCUCAAAGAAAAUAUGCUCUAGACAUUUUGCAAGAUUCGGGACUGACAGGCGCUCGCCCUGAUAAAUUUCCAAUGGAACAAAAUUUGAAACUAACUCCCACAGAUGGAGUGGUACUAAAUGAUCCAACCAAAUAUAGAAGGCUUGUUGGUAGGUUAAUUUACCUUACUGUCACAAGACCUGACAUUGUAUAUUCUGUCCAAACAUUGAGUCAAUUCAUGCAUGAGCCAAGAAAGCCUCACUGGGAUGCUGCAUUGAGAGUCCUCAGAUACAUCAAAGGCACACCUGGACAGGGCUUACUAUUUUCAUCUGCUAAUGACCUUACCUUAAAGGCUUUUUGUGAUUCAGAUUGGGGAGGUUGUCAUGCCACUAGAAAAUCUGUUACAGGAUUUUGCUUUUUCCUUGGAAAUUCUCUCAUCUCAUGGAAGUCUAAGAAGCAAGUUGUUGUCUCUAGAUCAUCAGCCGAAUCUGAAUAUCGAGCUAUGGCUAAUACAUGCUUGGAGUUGACCUGGCUACGGUUCAUAUUACAAGAUUUAAAAGUCCCACAAGAUGCUCCAACACCAUUAUUCUGUGACAACCAGGCAGCUCUACACAUUGCGGCGAAUCCUGUAUUUCAUGAGCGUACAAAACAUAUUGAAAUUGAUUGUCAUAUAGUACGGGAAAAACUACAAGCUGGGAUGAUCAAUCCUUCUUAUGUGCCAACAAAAUUCUAG
Glycine soja is the source of this 919-nucleotide messenger RNA. RefSeq lists its product as uncharacterized. Bases 98 to 919 code for a protein of 273 amino acids. The record is from RefSeq and is a predicted model, not a curated record. The transcript has a single exon. Lineage: Eukaryota; Viridiplantae; Streptophyta; Magnoliopsida; Fabales; Fabaceae.